UCCUAUUUAUUGGUGAGAUCUGCCUCCCUCCCUGUCCGUGGUGCGGGUGUUUAAUCCCGGGAAAAGUGCAGCCCUCCAGCCAUGGUGGUUUUCAAUGGCUUGCUGAAGAUCAAGAUCUGCGAGGCGGUGAACCUGAAGCCCACGGCGUGGUCGCUGAGGCAUGCGGUGGGUCCCAAGCCRCAGACCUUUUUGCUGGACCCCUACAUAGCCCUCAACGUGGACGACUCACGCAUCGGGCAGACCUCGACCAAGCAAAAGACCAACAGUCCCGCCUGGAAUGAUGAAUUUGUCACCGACGUUUGCAACGGCAGGAAGAUUGAGAUGGCUGUUUUCCACGAUGCCCCCAUCGGGUAUGAUGAUUUUGUAGCUAACUGCACUAUACAGUUUGAGGACUUGCUGCAGAAUGGGAGCCGCCACUUCGAGGACUGGAUUGACUUGGAGCCAGAAGGGAGAGUAUAUGUCAUCAUAGACCUUUCAGGAUCAUCAGGUGAAGCCCCCAAGGACAAUGAAGAACGUGUGUUCCGGGAGCGCAUGCGCCCCCGAAAGCGCCAGGGCGCCGUGCGACGCAGAGUGCACCAGGUUAACGGACACAAGUUUAUGGCCACCUAUCUUAGACAACCAACAUAUUGUUCACACUGCAGAGAUUUUAUAUGGGGUGUAAUAGGCAAACAGGGAUACCAAUGUCAAGUUUGCACUUGCGUAGUCCACAAGAGAUGCCAUGAACUUAUAAUAACGAAGUGUGCUGGCUUAAAAAAACAGGAAACUCACGAUGAGCAAGUGGGAUCCCAACGUUUUAGUGUCAACAUGCCUCACAAGUUCAGCAUUCACAAUUACAAAGUGCCCACCUUCUGUGACCACUGUGGUUCAUUGCUCUGGGGUCUUUUGAGACAAGGUUUACAAUGCAAAGUUUGCAAGAUGAACGUACAUCGACGCUGUGAAAACAAUGUGGCACCAAACUGCGGAGUGGAUGCUAGAGGCAUCGCUAAAGUUCUUGCAGAUCUUGGAGUCACUCCGGAUAAGAUUACUAAUAGCGGGCAGAGAAGGAAAAAGCUGAUUGCAGGUGCAGAGACUCAGCAGCAAGUUCCUGGGACUGCAUCAACAGAGGAUGAUAGGUCAAAGUCAGCACCAACUUCUCCRUGUGAUCAAGAAAUCAAAGAGCUGGAAAACAAUAUUAGGAAAGCGUUAUCAUUUGACAAUCGAGGAGAGGAACACAGGGCAGCAGCUACAGCAUCAACAGACAACCAGCUUAAAUCUGGGGAGAAUGGUGAAAAUGGGGAGCUCAAACAAGCCCAGACCAAGCGAAUAGGCCUUGAAGAGUUCAACUUCAUCAAAGUAUUAGGGAAAGGCAGCUUUGGCAAGGUCAUGUUAGCAGAGCUAAAAGGUAAAGAUGAAGUGUAUGCAGUGAAAGUCUUGAAGAAAGAUGUUAUUCUUCAGGAUGAUGAUGUAGAUUGUACGAUGACAGAAAAGAGGAUUCUGGCAUUAGCACGGAAACAUCCAUACCUAACACAACUCUACUGCUGCUUCCAAACAAAGGACCGCCUCUUCUUCGUCAUGGAGUAUGUAAAUGGAGGAGACCUAAUGUUUCAAAUCCAGCGCUCACGCAAAUUUGACGAACCUCGAUCCCGCUUUUAUGCAGCAGAGGUUACAUCAGCCCUCAUGUUUCUCCAUCAACAUGGCGUCAUCUACAGGGACCUGAAACUGGACAAUAUUCUUCUGGAUGCUGAAGGCCACUGCAAGCUGGCUGACUUUGGAAUGUGCAAAGAAGGGAUUCUGAACGGAGUGACAACCACCACCUUCUGUGGCACGCCUGACUACAUAGCUCCAGAGAUCCUCCAGGAGUUAGAAUACGGCCCGUCAGUGGACUGGUGGGCUCUGGGCGUUCUCAUGUAUGAAAUGAUGGCUGGGCAGCCCCCCUUCGAAGCUGACAAYGAAGAUGAUCUCUUUGAAUCCAUCCUUCACGACGACGUCUUGUAUCCCGUCUGGCUCAGUAAAGAAGCCGUCAGCAUUUUAAAAGCCUUCAUGACAAAAAACCCCAACAAGCGGCUUGGCUGUGUGGCAUCACAGAACGGGGAAGACGCCAUCAAGCAGCACCCGUUUUUCAAGGAAAUCGACUGGGUCCUUCUGGAGCAAAGGAAAAUCAAGCCACCCUUCAAACCUCGGAUUAAAACCAAAAGGGAUGUAAAUAACUUUGAUCAAGACUUUACGCGAGAAGAACCAGUAUUAACGCUAGUGGACGAGACAAUUAUAAAACAAAUCAAUCAAGAGGAAUUUAAAGGGUUCUCUUAUUUUGGAGAAGAUCUACUGCCAUAGACAACAUUAGGCUGACAGAGGAAUGAUGCUGCAAGAAAUGAUUCUGAAGAGAUCGUCAAAUUACUGAGACUCAGUAGAUCAAGAACUACUUCUCUUACCCUGAGCCCAUAUCCCCAAUUAAACUAUAUAUUUAUUGUUUUUUUUUCUUUAAUCUUCUGACCUGAAAGCACUCUUAAUUUCUGUCUCACAAAGCAAUGCAAAUGCAAAACAUUUUUGUAUCAGAAAUUGUAGAUGUAACACACUGCCAUAUAUUUGCAACUUUUCUUUUGUUCCUAAGAUCUCACCAGAGGACAAAAUUGCAUCCUUUGCAUGGAAAAUGGAACCUUGCUAUUAAAAGUGAUUUGGCACAUCAUGUUAUUUAACUGUCCUACAUACUUAAACUAAGAAGGUGAGAACGAUUUUGCUCGCACUGGUGAUUACGGUGAGAUCUGUACUCAGAUAUGGAAUAUAUAAGUAAUAUAUUGCCUUCUGGUAAGUGAAGAAGUCUACCUUCUUGGAGGUGGGAUUAUUGAUUGAGAAUGUUUUAUUGAGUGGAGAUUCAAACAUGAAAUAUAAUGGCCAAAAAAAAAGCACAGCUAAUUAAGGCCUUUGAUAAAAUUCCUUUUAAAAUUCAUGAAAAAGUUUUUAUGGCAUAAAUCUCACAGAUUUAACUGAAAUUUUAUUUGCAGUAGGAAAUCAGAUCCCGUAUGGAUAGCUAUUAAAGGGCUAAAGAAUAAAAAGCCUAUAGUACUUUAGCACAGCUAUAGGUAGGCAUUUUACCGUUUUUCAGGCAACUGAGUGUACUAUCCAUGCUACAAUUUUAAUAUCCAUUCAAACAAACCAUUAAUGUGAUGGCAAUGUUGCAAAUGUUUACAAUUAAUUUUUUAUAAAAUUAAUUAUAAACAUUUUGUAGAUCUGCCUUGUAACUAAGUUGAUAGUUUCUUAUUUAUAUUUAUUUUUCUCAGCAGUGUGUUACUUUUGCACACUUUUACAAAACCAUAAUACUACUGUGUUYGUUGUUUUUUAUGUUUAAAAUCUAAUGAGAAAUCUGCUUUUAGAAGACACAAAAUAAGGCUUACACAUGCAUUAUGUGGAAAUGCGUUAAAAAACUGAAGAUCAAACAUUCACAAACUGACAUUAUUGAAAGCUGUAAAUCGAUUUUCUUGUGUAUUAAUUGAAACGGUAACUCAUGUGGACAAUAUUACUAAUGUGAAGUUACCUCCUGUAGAUACGCUAACAGUGUUAUGUACUUAUAUUUCCAGGAGUACCCUGUGGUUUUUUUGUGUACCUGUAUCGCUGAGGUCAUUUUAUUAUGUAUUUUACUGGACUGAGUGAGCGGUCAUUGGAAUCCAUUCUAAUUGUUGUACAUGGAUUUCCAGCUGCACAAAAAUAUAUAUACUUGUGAUUGGCAAAGUGGCACUAAAGAAGCUUUUUUGCCUUUUGUACAGGUGAGAUUUUGUACAUAGUGUUUGCUGCAAGGCCUGUGGAAUUCAUUGAAUAUAGAGGUAUCAACUGCUGCAUGUUCAGGCAUACUAUUAAAAUGUUAGUCUAUGAAAGAAUAAUUAUAAUAAUGUCCAUGUGCAAUACUCUUGUAUGUGUAUUGGUUCAAGUUACUGUCAGAGAGAUGAGGUUUUUGUUAUAAAAAGAUGUAGACAUAUAUUAAGCUAUACUAAAUCUCUUGUAUAGUUCUCUUCGACUCUAUUAUGCUAUGAUAGAGGUGGGAAAGAGAGAGGAAUGUUCCARGUUGUGGUGGACAAAGUGCGAGCCCUUGGCUUUAGGCGAAAAUCUUGGUCUCAAGCAGAUGAGUUAGUUUGUGUCAGUUUUUGUGUCUGGCUGCUCCUAGCCUUCGUUACUGAUGACAACAUUCAGUUCCAUUUUGUUUUGUUUUUAAAACUCAGGUGUAAUUAUUAUAUAUAUUCUUAUGAUUAUUUCAAAAUAUUAAAUAUUAUGAUAUAUCAAUUAAUGUGUUGUCUGGCCUACAGGUGUGAUAAUGGAUCAAGCCUUUAGUUUAAUUUAAUUUAUCUUCAGUAAUCUUUUGUACUGGGAAAGACUAGCUUCUGGGGCUGAGUACCAGCACMGAAACAUCUUAAUGAUUGCAUCAUCUCAGCAUUUAAAUUUCUUUCUCUUUUAGAAGUAUAUUGUAGAACUGCCCAUCAGUUUGUGUGUCACUACUGGCUCUGUUCAUUUCUCAUCACAGUUUAGCUUUUGCCACCCAGGCAAGGACUGAUCACAAAGCUAAAGCCUCUUUUCCGUAGGUGAGUAGACCGGCUAGGAAGACGAGUGGUUGGAUAGUGCGCUGCUCUUUGCUUAUCUCGAGGCCUUUGUAUGAAAACUGGGAGCAUUUAUUCUGAAGGAAUAAAAGCAUCCCGUUAAGCUUCUCUAAGYGAGCUCUCUAGUCUAUGUUCCCAUUUGUAAGAUGAAGCUAAUCGGUGAAUUUGUGUCUCAAGCGGCCUCGGCACCUGCGUUGUUUGCUGGGAUGCUAAAGGAAAAGUCAAGGAGAUAAAAACUUUUGCAUGGGCAGAUAUUUCUUCAAUAUAAAUAGUUAGCUCCUCCACAUUGGGUUUACAUCAGAAGGUUUGUCUGUUACCUUGAGCAUUUUUUAAAGAUAACUCUUAAAAAUGGACAUUCUGUUACAUUUCUGCCUGUUCUGUAAAAUCUUUCUC
Nothoprocta perdicaria is the source of this 4952-nucleotide messenger RNA. It is a transcript of the gene PRKCE, whose product is annotated as protein kinase C epsilon. Lineage: Eukaryota; Metazoa; Chordata; Aves; Tinamiformes; Tinamidae. The transcript has 15 exons. Gene Ontology annotation, molecular function: ATP binding; diacylglycerol-dependent serine/threonine kinase activity. The coding region runs from base 82 to 2310 and encodes 742 amino acids. Gene Ontology annotation, biological process: protein phosphorylation. The record is from RefSeq and is a predicted model, not a curated record.